UCUCAUUCUUUUUGGAAAAGCUGCUGCGCCUGCGUACUUUUUGCAAGACAACUUCUGAUUUAUUUAUUCGCCAAAGGCUUUAAUUUCAUCAUGAGCUACAAACACUAUCGGGCAACAACGUUGGGGAUUAUGCUUCGGGAGACUUUGAAUGAGUUAAUAAUGUGCGGCCAUAUAAACCCUGAUUUGGCCGACACGGUUUUGAUCAAAUACGACGAGUCUAUUAAUGAAGCUCUGAGCAAGCGAGUUACGGCCAAGGUUAACUUCAGGGCCGACAAAUUGAUGAACUACAGACACUGUGACAAUGUGUGGACCUUGAUCCUAAAGGAUGUGGAGUUUCGCGAAGGUCCGAUGGUCCUAAAAGUGGAUUCGGUCAAAGUUGUGGCCUGCAUAGGACUAACUGAUUAA
Molecule: messenger RNA, 405 nt
Organism: Drosophila rhopaloa
Lineage: Eukaryota; Metazoa; Arthropoda; Insecta; Diptera; Drosophilidae
Product: transcription initiation factor IIA subunit 2
Exons: 2
Coding region: 91-405 (104 amino acids)
Biological process (GO): RNA polymerase II preinitiation complex assembly; transcription initiation at RNA polymerase II promoter
Cellular component (GO): transcription factor TFIIA complex
Molecular function (GO): RNA polymerase II general transcription initiation factor activity; TBP-class protein binding
Source: RefSeq, a predicted model, not a curated record